UACUCAUCUGCCCCCGCUUCUUCAGCGCAACCUCUUCCCACUUCCUCGCUGGAACCUAACGUUCUUCUGCAACGCGCAACAAAAGGAGUGGAAUCGCCAAAUCCCAUGAGACCAUCUCACGGCAACGGCCAUAAGCCAUACCAUGCAAACACCGAACGUUGAACGUCUGGCGGCUGAUGAGGUAGGAUCUCUCGCGAACUUGAAAGGGCCCGAAGAGGUGUAAAAUUCCCCUAUUCUAAGACUGUACCAUCUUCCAGACUGACACCGAUGGCUCAUCGGUGAGCGAUGUAAGUAGAUGCGACACCUCGCAACCUAUUUCGCAACGAUCUUCACGUUGAACUUAUCCAUGCUUCAACAGUUUUCGUCCACAACGAGUGUGACCAGCUCCAUUCGGGAAUAUCGCAUCGAAAACGGACGAACGUACCAUAAGUACAAGGAUGGCAAGUACGCCGCUCCCAAUGACGAAAGAGAAAACAAUCGCCUUGACCUUCAGCAUAACUUGUUCAUCCGCACAUUUGAUGAUCGACUUGGUAUUGCGCCACCAAACGAUCGACAUGCAAAGGUUGGCAGAGCACUCGACGUCGGUACUGGAUCCGGAAUCUGGGCUAUUGACUUUGGCGACGAACACCCGGAGGCCGAGGUCAUUGGCGUAGAUCUGUCAGCUGUACAGCCUUUAUUUGUGCCACCGAAUGUUCGGUUUGAAAUCGACGAUAUCGAGGAGCCCUGGCUAUUCUCGCAACCUUUUGAUUACAUCCACAGUCGUAUGAUGACGGGAAGUAUUAGCAACUGGAAGCGAUUUCUUCAGAGCUGUUUUGAUAACCUCAAUCCCGGCGGCUACCUUGAGCUCAACGACAUCGAUGCCGUUCCCGUCUCAGACGACGGGACCCUCACGGAGGAUACCUCUUUAAUGAAGAGCGUUCGUCUUUGUUGCGAGGCGAUCGCCAAGUUGGGGGUGCCUUAUGAGGAAUUCGGCCGUUUCGAAGGUCUCCUCAAGGAAAUUGGCUUCGAAGACGUCCACAUCGAACGAUUCAAAUGGCCCACCAAUAGUUGGCCCAAAGAUCAGAAGCACAAAGAAAUUGGAGUUUGGAACUACGAGAACUUUGCCCCUAAUUGGGAAGGUUUCCUGAUGGCGCCGCUGACCCGAGGCUUGGACUGGACAAAAGAAGAGGUGAUGGUCCUCGCGAUGGAGGCUCGGAAAGACUUUGCGAAUAGGAACAUCCAUGCUUACUACAACAUUUGGACCAUUUAUGGAAGGAAGCCAUUGCCGACUAAGGGGGAGAAGCCGUCUGUUAAAUAAGCCAGCAAAGGCUAAUGUGGCAUGGAGAAGAGAUGGGUGCUUGAAGCUAAGAUAAUCGUGGCAUUGUGCCAGCCAUUAAGUGGGGUCUGAUCACUAGAAAAGAGGCAAAUUGAUAAUUCAGUCAAAUCGAACUAAUUCGAUCAAGAACUCUAUGGGCCAUCGGUCAACUGGCGGGAGAGUAUUCUGAGUAGACAGCCUCACGAGAAUAGAAAACACAAGUCACUGAAUAUAGUAUAAGUAAGUGUCA
This is a messenger RNA of Colletotrichum godetiae, 1544 nucleotides long. Its product is annotated as methyltransferase domain-containing protein. The record is from RefSeq and is a predicted model, not a curated record. Gene Ontology annotation, molecular function: methyltransferase activity. NCBI's taxonomy places the organism in Eukaryota, Fungi, Ascomycota, Sordariomycetes, Glomerellales, Glomerellaceae. The transcript has 7 exons. Bases 296 to 1297 code for a protein of 333 amino acids.